AUGUCUAUUAUCACAGUGGUAAUAAUGGUCAAAGAAUUAGAGCGACCGCUUCCCUCACCGCCUCCACUGCAGAACCCAACGAACCUCGUUCCAAAAUCACCGGAAAUAAGCGGAUUUAAGAAAGUACAGGCCAGAAAAAGUUUCGUCAAAAAGUGUUCAAUUUGGCGGUGGCAGAAAAAGCGCCUGCCGCACUCCUGGGAAUUCCUGCCAGUAUCUACCGCCUAUCUCACCGCUCUAACUGGCAGAACCCAACGAACCUCGGGCAAGCUUUAUAUGGACCAUAGAAUCACUUAUCAGGACCAUAAACUAUACCUAAUUCAUUCUAGCUUCCGCGGUCUUACGGCUACGCCCAAAGAGGAAAUAGAUGUUGUUUCAAUUUUAUCGUGUUUUUCAACGAUUCAGCCUCCGGCGAGGCCGGCGAGCCUGCGAGCCGUCGAGGGCUCGCAAUCCCAGCCGACCUGA
Aspergillus sclerotioniger CBS 115572 is the source of this 462-nucleotide messenger RNA. RefSeq lists its product as uncharacterized. The coding region runs from base 1 to 462 and encodes 153 amino acids. The record is from RefSeq and is a predicted model, not a curated record. NCBI's taxonomy places the organism in Eukaryota, Fungi, Ascomycota, Eurotiomycetes, Eurotiales, Aspergillaceae. The transcript has 2 exons.